AUGAACGUCCGCCCCCCCAUCGAGAGCUCGAAUCCGACGGCCGUCCUGUCCGUCUCCUUCAACAGCGACUCGAGCUGCUUCGCCGCCGUCUUUCACACAAAGUCCUGCCUGCUCAAGGCCUCGAGAGACUUCAACGCCGGCAUCGGCCUCGUUCAGAUGAUGGGCAUGACAAACUACCUCGCCCUCGUCGGCGGCGGCAAGUCGCCCAAGUUUGCCAUGAACAAGGCCAUCGUCUGGGAUGACAUGAAGGGCAAGGUCGCGCUGGAGAUUGCCGCCCUCACGGCCAUCCGCAGCGUCCGCCUCGGCCGCGAACGCAUCGUCGUCGUCCUCCAGAACAGCGUGCGCGUCUACUCCUUCGCCAAGCCGCCCGACCUGCUCCACGUCUACGAGACGGCCGACAACGUCCUCGGCCUCUGCUGCCUGUCGGACCGCCAGGUGGCCUUCCCCGGCCGCACCGCCGGCCACGUGCAGCUCGUCGAGCUCGUCACAGGCAACGUCAGCAUCAUACCCGCCCACUCGUCGCCGCUCAGGGCCCUGCAGCUGAGCCCCGACGGCGAGCUGCUCGCGAGCGCCAGCGACAACGGGACUCUCAUCCGCGUCUACUCCACCGGCAACUGCGCCAAGGUCGUCGAGCUCCGCCGCGGCAUCGACCAGGCCACCAUCUUCUCCCUCGCCUUCUCGCCCUCGGGCGCCAUGCUCGCCUGCACGUCGGACAAGUCGACGCUGCACGUCUUCGACGUGCCCGCGCCCCGCCGUCCGUCGGCCCAGGCGAGCUGGCAGCAGCCCGCCGCCUCGGGCGAGGCCGAUGCCGGGAAAUGGGGCAUCCUCGGCAAGAUCCCGCUCAUGCCGCGCCUCUUCUCCGACGUCUACUCCUUCGCCUCGACCACGUUCGAGGCCGGAGACGACUCCAUGAUCGGCGGCAUUCCCUUCUCCGAAGGCACCGUCCUGGGCACGACGAGGCCGCCCAAGGGCGUCAUCGGCUGGAUCGCCGAGGACAGCCUGGCCGUCGUCGGCGCCGGCCAGGACGCGAGGUGGGAAAAGUUUGUGCUCGUCGAGGGCGAGGAUGGCAAGCGUCACUGCGUGCGGGAGGGUUGGAAACGGUAUGUGGGAAACACCUGA
Messenger RNA from Drechmeria coniospora, 1119 nucleotides. RefSeq names its product putative HSV2 Phosphatidylinositol 3,5-bisphosphate-binding protein. Gene Ontology annotation, cellular component: extrinsic component of membrane; phagophore assembly site membrane; cytosol. Bases 1 to 1119 code for a protein of 372 amino acids. The transcript is spliced from 4 exons. Gene Ontology annotation, biological process: protein localization to phagophore assembly site; autophagy of mitochondrion; nucleophagy. The record is from RefSeq and is a predicted model, not a curated record. Gene Ontology annotation, molecular function: protein binding; phosphatidylinositol-3-phosphate binding; phosphatidylinositol-3,5-bisphosphate binding. Lineage: Eukaryota; Fungi; Ascomycota; Sordariomycetes; Hypocreales; Ophiocordycipitaceae.